AUGGAGGGUAAUAAUUUGUUGAGAGUGAGAAAAGGUGCAUGGACUAGAGAGGAAGAUGAACUUCUCAGGCAAUACAUUCAACAGUACGGUGAAGGCAAAUGGCAUCAAGUUUCUCUCAAAGCAGGAGCGAGUCAGAGUAAGGAGGCAAGGUAUAGAGGAAGAAAAAGGAGAAUGGAAGUGAGAAUAAGAGUGAAGAUGAGAUUGAGAGGGAACACGAGAGUGGAAGAUGGGAUGGAUGAGUAA
Messenger RNA from Prunus armeniaca (apricot), 243 nucleotides. The record is from the annotation of a GenBank genome assembly. NCBI's taxonomy places the organism in Eukaryota, Viridiplantae, Streptophyta, Magnoliopsida, Rosales, Rosaceae.